AUGGAUUGGUUUCACUGCAACAGUUGUUUUUUGAGGCGAGGGAAUAACUUUUUAGUGUCCAGCUGUGGUCACGUACUUUGUGAGAGCUGCAUAAAACCAAAUCGCUGCUGUGUGUGUCAAUCUAGCUGCAGCUACCUGCCUAUAUCUGACCAGAUGAAACCUCAGGAGCAGAUGUUCUUCAAAGACCCAAUAAACAUCCUUCAUACCCGACUGGAGCAUAUUGCAAAGAUUGCAACGUUCCAGAGGAAACAGAAAGAGAGAGUCAUGGUCUUCCACAAACACCAAUUUGUAGAGAUGGAAAGAAGACUAAAGGAAGUCAGUGAACAGUGCCAAAGACAGGUGUCCGAGCUCAGGAAGGAGAAUGCUGAACUUAAGAAGCCUCUUUCCCAGAGAAGGGUAUCGCCUGGGACGUUUAAGACAAACGGAAACAUUCCAAGGAUGACAUUACCUGUGGCUGUCACAUCGCCAGUCACUCCGCGCUCCAGGACUGUCAGUGUCCCAGGUUCCAGCGAUACCAUGGAGAGGUUUCGACACCUCAGACCCAGACUGGCAUCUCCGCUGGAUACUUCCUCCCCUGUAUCUCCGCUGAGUUCGCUGAACGAACACGGAUUUAGAACACCCACCUCUGUUACUACACCACUGAGGUCAGACCAUGUAACUCCAAACAUGUUCCAGUUCCACUUGUUACCUGGGGCAACAUUUCAGUCCCCACAACCAUGGAAUAUAUAGUGGUCAGGUCUCUAAAUACGACUUGAUGUAUCAGCGAGACACCUGUAAAUCAUAACCGAAGUUAUAUUAGUGGUUUUCCCGUUAUUUGAUAUCUGUUAUAGUUGAAAUCUGUUAUUUCAGCUCAAGUGCACUUGUGCAGGUCAAAGACUGUUUGUGAAAGAUGUGAAACAAAUGUGGUGUUUUCUCUUGAUAUAUACGUUUGCAGUGUUAUA
Tachysurus vachellii is the source of this 941-nucleotide messenger RNA. Its product is annotated as RING finger protein 212B-like. Lineage: Eukaryota; Metazoa; Chordata; Actinopteri; Siluriformes; Bagridae. Gene Ontology annotation, cellular component: synaptonemal complex. Gene Ontology annotation, molecular function: SUMO transferase activity. The record is from RefSeq and is a predicted model, not a curated record. Gene Ontology annotation, biological process: reciprocal meiotic recombination; homologous chromosome pairing at meiosis; protein sumoylation. The transcript has 12 exons. The coding region runs from base 1 to 729 and encodes 242 amino acids.